Lactuca saligna is the source of this 2277-nucleotide messenger RNA. The record is from the annotation of a GenBank genome assembly. Lineage: Eukaryota; Viridiplantae; Streptophyta; Magnoliopsida; Asterales; Asteraceae.
GUGAAAUUGGUGGGUGCGUGCUUUGUAUAUAAGACAGACAGACUACUACAACCCUCUCCUCCUCCAAAAUAAAUAUCUCCCCAAGUCCCCCACCUCCUUUCUUCCUCUUUCUUUCUCUCUCCAUUUUCUCUCUCUAUUUCUCUCUGUUUCGAUUCCCAAACGCCGAGAGUCGUAGCAGAGACUCGCCUGUUCUUCGAUUCAACUCCGACUUGGUUUAUGAGCUCGAAGGAGAAGCCCACUCUAGGUGGUCAGCGGAUCAAGACCCGCAAACGGAAUAUUGCAGCCCCUCUGGACCCUGCAGCAUUUGCGGAUGCAGUGGUCCAGAUUUAUCUGGAUAAUGCUGGUGAUCUGGAAUUAAUUGCUAAGUGCAUUGAAUCUUCAGACCUUAACUUCAGCAGAUAUGGUGACACUUUCUUUGAGGUUGUGUUCACUGGAGGGCGUACUCAACCUGGAACAACAAAGCCUGAUGAGGGGGAGAGGCACACUUACUCAAUUCUAGACUGUGAGGCAAAGCGUGAAGUGAUAUUGCCAUCUGUAAUCUACAUUCAGAAGAUUUUAAGGCGAAGGCCUUUUCUGAUAAAGAAUCUUGAAAAUGUUAUGCGAAGAUUCCUUCAGUCCCUUGAGUUUUUUGAGGAGAAUGAAAGGAUUAAGCUUGCCAUUUUCACAGCACUUGCCUUCUCACAGAAGCUGUCUGGUCUCCCACCAGAGACAGUGUUUCAGCCACUUCUUAAGGAUAACCUAGUUGGGAAAGGACUUGUUCUUACUUUCAUCACAGACUUCUUCAAGGAGUAUCUCAUUGAUAAUCCCCUUGAUGAUCUCAUCUCCAUCUUGAAACGUGGCAAAAUGGAGGAUAAUCUGCUUGAGUUCUUUCCUUCUGGGAAGCGAUCUGCUGAAGCUUUCUCUGAGCAUUUCACUAAAGCAGGGAUGGGUGCUUUGGUUGAAUAUAAUGACAAGAAGAUCUUUGAGGUGAAGGUGAAGGAAAUGAAAACAGCAUUGACAACUCAGAUAUCAGAGGAAGUUGAUAUAUCAGAAGUGAUUGAAACAGUGAAACAGCAUGUGAAGGAUGCUAAAUUGCCUGAGAUUGAGGUGGUGAGGAUUCUGUGGGAUGUUCUGAUGGAUGCUGUUCAGUGGUCAGGGAAGAAUCAACAGCAGAAUGCUAAUUUGGCUCUGCGACAGGUGAAAACAUGGGCUAAGUUGCUCAACACAUUCUGUACAAGCGGAAAGCUUGAGCUGGAGCUGCUUUACAAGGUUCAAGUUCAAUGUUAUGAAGAUACAAAACUGAUGAAGUUGUUUCCUGAGAUUGUGAGAUCCCUUUAUGACCAAGAUGUUCUUGCUGAAGACACUAUCCUUCAUUGGUUUCGUAAAGGAACCAAUCCAAAGGGAAGGCAAAGCUUUGUGAAGGCAUUGGAGCCAUUUGUGAAGUGGCUGGAGGAGGCAGAAGAGGAGGAAUAGAUGUUUGUUAUGUGAUAUGAUUCAUGACUGCUCUACUGUCUUAAUGUCUUUGCUUAAAACUUGAUGUGUGUUUUUUUGUUUUGUUUGUUUGUUUGUGUACUUUAUGAUAUGUCUCUCUGAUGAAUUGAUUCGAAUAAUCUGUGUUUGUUUACCAGCUUCUUUAUAUUUCUAAUAUGUCUUGCUGCUGUUGCUUACAUGUAUUAUUGAUGGAAAACAGAGGCUUGACAUGGGUUUCUUCCCUUUGUCUUGCAUACUCUAGUUUUCUAGUAAGAUGGUGUAGUUGCAUACGACAUGCUGAUGAAAACAAGUGUGUGAUGAUGGCUUGUGUACUUCAAAAAUGCCUUUAAUAUAUGUAGGACAAGGAAAACAUUUGUGAUUAUGUACAUAAUUUAAUUUUUGGUAGAGUUACAGGAAGAAAGGAGGUGGGGGACUUGGGGAGAUAUUUAUAUACAAAGUACGCACCCACCAAUUUCACUUUUUUCAUUUCUUUUUAAUUCAUGUGCAUCAUUUUACAUUUUAGGUCUAACUCUACCUUUUCCUUUUCUUUUUUUGAAUUUUUGACAUUCUAUUUCAUUUUCCUGGUUUAUGAUAUCGAGGGUGGUUUUCGACAACAAAGGUGAUUUCCGAUACCGAAGGUGGUUUAAGGCAGCGGCCAAAAACGCAUACCCGAAACCACAUGGACUGUUUGUGUAAUUUACUUUAUUUGUAGUUUGUAAAAAAUGUAAUAAUUUAAUUUUUGGUUGAUGUAGUAUUUAAAUUGCAUUUAUUAUACUUUUGAACCAUAUAUUUUCAGUUUAGAAAAGAAUAAAUUAUAUUUUUGACCUA